AUGGCGGCUGCAAAGUUGAUUAUAUUGUCAUGUUUAGUGGCGGUUUUUGGAUAUUUUACCUACAAGGAGCUACAGGUUAACACGCUCAGUUUGACCAAGAAAAUUCAUAUACCAGCCAAGCGGUCAGAUGUGUUCCAGAAAAUGUUCGACGAUCCUGAAUUUUACCUUAAAAUCCAUCCAUUAUGGUACGUCUCAGUUUUGGUUCCUUCAUCAAAUUAUUUCAGUACUCCUUUCUAUAGUCGCGAGGUAUCUUUCGUGUACUACUUGCCCAACUUGUUUUUAAUAUCACUGAUUUUGCUUAUGUCCUUUGGUUUUCAAAAGCCACGGUGCAGGUGCGAGUUUAGCCUGCUUCUGUCCCUAGUGCGAGUUCGACAGAAAAACAAAAUUUUAGUGACCCGAAUUUGAAAUGCGUGACUGCAUAUGAAGAAUUUUUGUGGUUAUGAAUUUCAACAUUUCAGUCAUGACAUGACCUAAGGCAACCUGUUGUGGAUUUGAUUUAAAAACUGUGGGCUAUAAUUAUUGCUAAUAAUUGAUUCCCUAAACGUCUUUACUCUACGUUGUAUUGCAGCACUGGUGUUAGCAACAUUGUCAGAUUCAAAGACAAUGAAGGACGAAGAGUUGUUCAGUUUGAUAUCCACGAGAAGGCAGUACUAUUAGGAUUCUAUGACACUGGCAACAUUACAUUUCAAAUUACGACUAAUGCAUCAGUCAAUUCCACCUGCGCCCAGCCCCCCCCCCGGGCAACUGCGGGGCAUUUGCCCGCCUUGUCAGUCCCGGGAGUGGGGCAUUUGCAAAUGUUGCACUGCCUGGGGGCCGGGCAUUUGCGAACCCCCGGGCCAAUCCCGAGCUUUUGACACGCACGCGGUUUCCUAUCAGAAUAUAAGGUUUUACUGGAAGAAAAGCAGAUUGGCUCAUUUGUCAAGGACGGAAAUAAAUUGUAGAGGGUUGUAAAGGCAUGUUCUCGAUUUAAAAUGUAUGUAUGCAUUUCUUCAUUGCUUAUCAAGCUAGCAUUACGUAGCGAAAUUGGAGCUAUCGAUGUGAAUCAACGUUUUUUGGUUAUUGAAUCAAAUUUCUGUUGAUAUUAUUUGAAGAACAUCCUUUCUUAUUUAUAAAACUAUUCAUAACAUAUAACUUUACAGCGCUCUAUUAAUUUUAAUGUCAAUAAUUUUAUACCAAUACUAAAACCAUAUUAAAACUGGUGCAAGCCGUCGCGGCGUGAAGUCUUAAUUAGAAUCCUCGCGCUAUUACAAAGGAAGACGUUAAUUAAACCAAAAAAAUCGCACAUUAAAAUGCUUAAAACGGCACUAUUUGUCUGUGCGAUCAAUGAAAAAUGUUGCAGUUUUGACGGAGGACGGGGCAUUUGCUCUCUUUUUUCGUCCCCACCCCGGGGAAUUUGACAGCUCAAGAGUCCCCACCCCCGGGAAUUUGCCAUCCAAGGCAAAAAAAAUGCUAAUGCCCGGGGGUCAGCCCGGGGGGGGCCUGGGCGCAGGUGGAAUUGACUGAUGCAUAAGGAGAAAGAGAAGAACACUGCUACCCAAACUACAGCCUCUUUGAUGAACGGAAUGUUGCAAAUCAAUCAAGAAUUCCACAUGUCGGAUUCUGAUGGUCGAACUCUGCUGGAAGACCAUGCAUCAUAUACAGCACCUCGUAUUCUUGCAAGAAUUGCUUUAAGCGAAGCACAUUCAGCACACUCUGCUAUACUUGAAAAUACUAGACAACAAUUCAUGAAGCUUUCACUCCAGCAUAGAGGGGGGUUCCGUAAUUACAGUUGA
Molecule: messenger RNA, 1772 nt
Organism: Porites evermanni
Lineage: Eukaryota; Metazoa; Cnidaria; Anthozoa; Scleractinia; Poritidae
Source: the annotation of a GenBank genome assembly